GGAGGCAGUGUCGCCUCAUGAAGAUGGCAGUGAACGUAUAUUCAACGUCAGUCACCAGCGAUAACCUAAGUCGACAUGACAUGCUGGCGUGGAUCAAUGAGUCUCUGCAGUUGAAUUUGACAAAGGUCGAACAGUUGUGCUCAGGGGCUGCCUAUUGUCAGUUUAUGGACAUGCUGUUCCCUGGCUCCAUUGCCUUGAAGAAAGUGAAAUUCCAAGCUAAGCUAGAACACGAAUACAUCCAGAACUUCAAAAUACUACAAGCAGGUUUUAAGAGGAUGGGUGUUGACAAAAUAAUUCCUGUGGACAAAUUAGUAAAAGGAAAGUUUCAGGACAAUUUUGAAUUCGUUCAGUGGUUCAAGAAGUUUUUUGAUGCAAACUAUGAUGGAAAAGACUAUGACCCUGUAGCUGCCAGACAAGGUCAAGAAACUGCAGUGGCUCCCUCCCUUGUUGCUCCAGCUCUGAACAAACCGAAGAAACCUCUCAGCUCUAGCAGUGCAGCUCCACAGAGGCCCAUUGCAACACACAGAACCCCUAAGGCUGGCGCAGGUGUGGUGCGGAGGAAUCCUGGUGUGGGCAACGGGGAGGACGAAGCAGCUGAACUGCUGCAGCAGGUCAACGUAUUGAAACUCACUGUCGAAGACUUGGAGAAAGAGAGAGAUUUCUACUUUGGAAAGCUAAGAAACAUUGAAUUGAUUUGCCAGGAGAACGAGGGGGAAAACAACCCUGUACUGCAGAGGAUUGUGGACAUUCUCUAUGCCACAGAUGAAGGCUUUGUGAUACCUGACGAAGGGGGCCCCCAGGAGGAACAAGAAGAGUAUUAACAGCCUGGACCAUCAGAGCAACAUUGAAUUCUUCACUCCAAAUCAUGUGCUUAACUGUAAAAUACUCCCUUUUAUUAUUCUUAGAGGACUCACUGGUUUCUUUUCAUAAGCAAAAAGUACCUCUUCUUAAAGUGCACUUUGCAGAAGUUUCACUCCUUUUCCAAUAAGUUUGAGUUAGGAGCUUUUACCUUGUAGCAGAGCAGUAUUAACAUCUAGUUGGUUCACCUAGGGAACAAAGAGGCUGACCAUGGGGCUCCCCGAAUGGAUGGUGGUAAUGCUGAUGACUGGAGAAGGUGUUUUUAUGCGAUGUGCUGAGGUGGAGACCUCAGUAGAGAAAUGUAAAGACUGAUUUGAAUUUUAAGCUAAUGUGAAAUCUUGGCAGAGAACGUUUUAAUAAAUAAAUGCCUUAAGAGUAUUUAAAAUAUGCCUCCAUAUUUCAAAAUGUAAAAUGUAACCUGACAGGAGAUUUUAUGUGUUUGACCUUGCGUGUGGGAAGGAGGGGCCACACCUUGGAACCUGCUGUUCACAGGCCUUGCAGGGCUGCUUGAAUCUUCGUAGGCGUAACCUUGGCCCAGAAGGAAAGUUUAAAAUGUUGCUCUGUAGAGCCAUUUGGUGUCCUUGGCCAAUAGCAUCUCUGCUAAGAAGCAAGAAGUAUUGUGGCCUGAAUGAAUAGAGGGUGUGUUUCAGCCUGAAGUUGAAUAACUUGAUUUUCAUUGAACAUAUUUCUCUGACGAUUUUUCCAAUUACCCCUAAAAUUUCUAUGUAUCGUGUUUUUUUGGGAAAUAAGGUGUGUUCAGUUUUUAAAUCCAACAACUACUUUUGGGGGGCUUGCCCACAUCUCUGGGAUUUGAAUGGGGGUUGUGUCCCAUUUUACUGUCUUUUAAGUUUACAUUUAACAUGUUUCUCUUCUCUGCGCCCCUUGCCCACUGGGGACUCCUCUUUGGCUCCUUCAAGUUUGCUGCUUAGAGUGGAAGUUCAGCAGGCAGGUGAUCAUGCUGUAAGUUCUUUCUGGACGUCUGGCAAAGGGAGUGAUCAGGGCAGGCCAUCGCUACCUUGGGAUCUGCAAGGCUGGCUGUUUUUGGUACCUGCUGUCCCACAGCCCUCCCCUGUUACCGGAAUACUUUGCCAGUGCACUAAUCUCUUUGGAGAUAAAAUUCGUUAGCGUGUUCCUAAAUGUUAAUUUUCUUUUGCAGAAAAUACAGUGCCGUGUCUGAAUUAAUUAUUAAUAUUUAAAGUAUUUCAUUCCUUAAUGCUCCCUCAUUUGCUUUGCCCACAGCCUACUCAGUUUCUUUGUUUGGCAGAAUUCUGCAAAAUGUGUGUCACCCACUACUGAGAUUGUUCAACUCCUGAUGUAUUUGUAUUGAUUUGUUUCCGGUGGUAGCUUGUCCUAAAAUGUGUGUAGAAAGCAGGUAUUUUAUGAUAAAUUGUUGUGUAGUGCAUGCUAUGUGUGGAAUUCAGAGGAAAACCCAGAUUCAGUGAUUAACAAUGCCAAAAAUGCAAGUUAACUAGCCAUUGUUCAAAUAACAGUGGUGCUAUUUCUCUUUCGUGGCCUUUUAGACUUUUGUUGCCCUAAAUUCCAUUUUAUUGGGAACCAUUUUCCACCUGGUCUUUCUUGACAGGGUUUUUUUCUACUUUAAACAGUUUCUAAAUAAAAUUCUGUAUUUCAAGAGUGUCAUGUCUUCUGAAAUUUGUCUUGCCCUGGGUAUAUUCUUUUAGGUUCAAAUGACAAAGUACUGAUGCUCCUUUCUUAAAUUAGGGCUGAUCUUUUAAAAAUCCUUCACUGUUUUUUCAAAUGUGUUUAUUUCUAAGCCUGUCUUUUUUUCUCUAUUCUUCAUAUUACAUUUCUCAGCCUCCUGCUGUCUUACAUUCUCAUAUUACUAUGAGAGGUCUUUCAGAAGUACAAGGCUUGACGUGGCAGCCAUGAAGCCUUUUUAGACUGUUUCCUCCUGCGAUACACAGCAGGACCAUGGGGCGAUACUUAUUUUGGUUUGUUUUUCUUGAAAGUAUGUUUCAAAGGUACUGAACACGCUCUUAAUCUAUAAAACAAACCUGAAAUUGUCACCAUUUUUUCCUCCCUCUUAAAAUUCUGUGCCAUAAGAAGUGAAUUCAAAAGGAGACUACUGCCAUUUCCAAUAUGAAGUAAAGUUAAACGGGCAGAAGGCGGUUUUCUGUAUGAUCACCACCACAAUUAUGGACACUCUGUAUACCCAAUUUGAGGAUUUUGGCUGGUUACACCCACAUUAUUUUCUCUAGAAGUUAAUGGUAUGAGACCUUCCUUGAAAUGUUAUGCACCUUGAGAAGGAAUUUGGCACCAUGUGUGUUGGUAAUCUACAAGAAGAUGCCUCCAGGAGUUUUUGAAGAUACUGUUGAGUAAUGUCAACUGAGAAGUUACCUUGGAAGGAAUGAAGCUGACACUGUACCUCUGACCUAAGUCCAUUGACCUGGCUCUUUAGGCUAAGGCACAUAAAGUCUUGACGUGACUAACUCAGGUUAGGUCACUGGUGCGGUAAACUUAAAUAAGCUGCUUGAUUUGCUUGGCAAGUUCUGUGUUGUGUAGAGGAUAGGUAAACAAAUGGGUUUUCUGGCUGGAUUUGGAUCUAGAAUUCACUCAUGCUGGUGGUCCUCAAACCGAUGGGCUUCAGAAUCAUUUGGGGAACUUGAUUGACAUAAUGUAUUUCUAAAGUCCAUCCUCAGAAAUGCCAAGUCUGGAGAUUGAAAACUCUGCAUUUUCCUGUAUACCUCAGGUGACCCAGACUUGAUGUAGUCCUCAGACCUGUACUUUGGCCUUAGGUGUGCCCUCCAAGUCCAAGUCUGAUUCUGGGGGGAGUUAGUCCUUGCAGGUCCCUCCGAGCUUUAUGACUUUUGGGCUGAUUGACCUCUCUUUUUGUUCUGCCUGCAGAACAGGGAUGACAUGGGCUGAAGUGCCUCCCUCACUGGUUGCUUGUGGGGAUCAGAAUGAACUGACAGAAAAGAGCAACCACGACGUUAGGCAUUCCCUCCUGGGUUCUUCAGGUCCAGUCUGAAGUUCUGUUUCUAGAUCAGAAGAGCUUAGGGCAGGGGCUUUUGUAUCUUGAGAAUUCAUGAGGAUGUUCCUUAAGACAGACUUGGAGUAUUUUGUAAAAUAAGGAACAAGAGCUUUCAAUUUUUUUUUUUUUUCCAGCUUGGUGGUAUUGAUGAGUCCAGCUCCUUUCAGUUCUCAGACUAUGCUUUUCACUGUUUUUUUCCCAAGUAAAAUCAAGGUCUAAACACACAUUCCACCAUUUUCUUUUAAAGGAAAUUUCAGUGAUUCAAUAAUUCAGAUUCACUAAUUUAAAAAAUUGUGUUUUCUUCAAGAAUGUAAUAUGGUGUUGGAAAGAAAGCAGUUUUCUUUUGCUAUAACCAAGAGACUAGAGAAGUUUUGCUUUAAGGAUUGUUUUCUAAGAUUUGACUUGACCUCCUUUUGUGAUGUUUACCAUAGUCUACAAACAAUCUAGGCAUUAAGCCUGUUCAACCUCAUCAGAUUAGCUUGCCUAGUAUGUGGGUGACCCAAAUCUGACUGCUGUCAACAGAGGGGAAGUAAUUGCUUUGACCCAUGCUGAAUCUGAGCCUGUAGUCAGUGUUUGUGAAUGUCCAGUCAUUUUGCUGCGUUGGCACUGUUGGUGUUGACUUAAAAUUAGAAAUAUGUCAUAUUUUUGAAUUUACACAUUCCAUUUAUAAAAUUUGAAAUCAGAUGAGUUCAUAUUUAUUUCUGACACUUGCUGCUUUUCCUCAUAGUUUUUAUGUGUGAGGAUAUAACUAAGUGUGCAGAAUCCUGGUCUGAAAGAAAGUCUACGGAGCGCUUCUCUCCUUUUACGUUGAACUGACUAGUUAGAACCAUUAACCCACGUGACUUCAGCCAGAUUGUUAUGCAGCUGUAACUCGUGAAGGUCUGUUUCCUUUUUGGCUUAAUCUGAAUUGGAAAGUAAUGUUAUCUUAGUCCUUGGAGCACAGAAACUUUCUGUUGAGGUUGUAGUCGGGUAGCUUCAUUCAUUUGGUUAUCUAGGUAAGCAGGUCUAGCCUUAGGGUCAGAUUUCUAGGCUCCUCAAUCCAGGACUUUAAACUAUAUCUUAUAUAAUGUACUAUAAUAUACUAUAUAUAUAUAUAUACACACACACACAAACACACACACUAUAUUAUAGUAAAAUGAUACUGGGUCUUAUAUUAAUUUUUGCUCCAAAAGAUGCAUUAGAGCUGAUGGUCCAGCUAGGUCUUACUUUUGGGGAAACACGGUUGCGGUGUAGACUAUUAAAGUUAAGUCUAAGGUCAAGCAUACAAGUGGGUAGACAAUAUAUAAAGGGAGAAUGUGGCUAGAGCCCUUCUCAGACCUCUACCAAAAUAAAUGAGGGAGACUGCUGUGGUCAGGUGACCAAGGACCAGGAGUUGAGACCAAGGUCCUCCUCCAGGCCCCAUGUCCCCCGUCUGUAGAGCAUGGCUUUUCGUUGGCUCAGUGAGGCCAUGAGUGAGGGUAGUUUCCCCCAGAUCCCUUCUGGGCCAGAAAAAGUUACUUAGGUUAGUAAAAUCCAAUGAUACUGGAGCAGGAGAGAGUCAGGCAACAUUCGGGCAAGUGUUGCCUCUGGAGGCCAGUUUCAUCAGUUCAGGGACAGUUUGGUUCAAAGAAAAGCACAAUGUUUCUCAGCAUCAGCUACAUAUAUUUUACAUGAGAAAUUCUGGAAAACCUCACUGACGGUGAAAUUGUAAAGUGUAUAGCUUUUGUACUUUAAUAAAGUUUUGACUCUGAAAGAAGAGGCUUUUGACAGGAGAAGUAACAGGUGGUUCAGCAAACGUGUCUG
This is a messenger RNA of Rhinolophus ferrumequinum (greater horseshoe bat), 5629 nucleotides long. RefSeq names its product microtubule associated protein RP/EB family member 1 (gene MAPRE1). The transcript is spliced from 7 exons. Gene Ontology annotation, cellular component: microtubule plus-end; cytoplasmic microtubule; microtubule organizing center. Gene Ontology annotation, molecular function: microtubule plus-end binding. The coding region runs from base 18 to 821 and encodes 267 amino acids. The record is from RefSeq and is a predicted model, not a curated record. Gene Ontology annotation, biological process: regulation of microtubule polymerization or depolymerization; protein localization to microtubule plus-end; spindle assembly. Lineage: Eukaryota; Metazoa; Chordata; Mammalia; Chiroptera; Rhinolophidae.